AUGUCCGUUGCCAAGGGAAAGAAAGUCUUCGUCCAGAAAUGCCAGCAGUGCCACUCGUACGCCGAGGGCGGCAAGCACGGCCAGGGACCCAACCUUUGGGGCCUCUGGGGACGACAAUCUGGCCAGGCUGAGAACUACUCCUACACUGAUGCCAACAAGAACUCUGGCAUCACCUGGAACGCCGAAAGCCUCGACGAGUACCUCAAGGACCCCAAGAAGAUGAUUCCAGGCACUAAGAUGGUCUUCGCCGGAUUGAAGAAGAAGGGAGACAGAAAGAACCUGAUCGCCUUCAUCGAAUCCCUGCAAUAA
This is a messenger RNA of Oikopleura dioica, 309 nucleotides long. Lineage: Eukaryota; Metazoa; Chordata; Appendicularia; Copelata; Oikopleuridae. The record is from the annotation of a GenBank genome assembly.